AUGCGCCGCUUCCUCCAAGCCCUCCGCCCGCUCCAAACCCUAUCCCUCAACCCUGCUCCCGGUAUCCCCACCCCUCUCCGCCUCCUCUCCACCUCCUCGGCGGCCGCGUCCUCGGACUCUGACUCCGCCGCUGCCCCCGCCGAGCCCCCGGCCCCCGCUGCCGAUGCCGACUUCGACAGCGCCGAGUACGCCCUCCCGACCCCGGGCCCCGCCCCCUCCCGAAAAAUCAACAACCCCGCCGCCGCGCUGAGGAAGCUCCGGUUCGACCCCUCCCUCCGCGCGCGCGCCGACGAGGCGCUCUUCGGUAAGGGGAUGGGCGCGUCGGCCGUUGAGGAGGAGGACGAGGACCGCUCGCGGGACGUGGCGCUCGCGCUGCUCGAUGCGGCGAUGGAGCCGCCCGACGAGGAUGAAGAGGAUUUCGGGGAGGUCAGGGAAGAAGACCAGAUGUCGCUUUCCGUUGGCAUUGUCGGCGCGCCCAACGCCGGCAAGUCGUCGCUCACAAAUACCAUGGUUGGGACAAAAGUGGCUGCAGUCUCCCGCAAGACAAAUACUACAACUCACGAAAUUUUGGGGGUGCUAACAAAAGGGAACACACAGAUAUGCUUUUUUGACACUCCAGGGCUCAUGUUAGGGCACCAUGGAUUUCCUUAUAGGGAUGUCACAGUUCGUGUGGAGAGUGCCUGGAGCUCAAUUAACCUCUAUGAUUUACUAAUAGUCAUGUUCGAUGUCAAUAGACAUCUUACUCUGCCUGAUUCACGUGUUAUAAAAUUAAUCAAACGUUUGGGUACGGAGGUGAACCCAAACCAGAGGCGUAUAUUGUGCAUGAAUAAGGUUGACCUGGUGGCAGACAAGAAGGACCUCCUUAAAGUUGCAAAAGAAUUUGAAGAUCUUCCUGGAUAUGAAAGGUACUUCAUGGUAUCUGGGCUAAAAGGCAAGGGAGUGAAAGACCUUGUACAGUACUUGAUGGACCAGGCAGUAAGAAGACCUUGGGAUGAAGAACCAACUGUAAUGACUGAAGAGGUAAUGAAAACCAUAUCAUUGGAGGUUGUGCGGGAGAAGAUGCUGCAUCACAUCCACCAAGAAAUCCCCUAUGUAAUUGAGCAUCGUCUGAUGGGUUGGAAGGAACUAAAAGAUGGUUCUCUUAGGGUGGAGCAGCACUUCAUUGCACCAAAGCAAAGCCAACGUCAGAUUCUUGUUGGUAAAAAUGGCUCUAAGAUAGGAACUAUUCCUGAUGUCUUGACAUAUCUGAUACGGGACAAAUCUGUCAGGAGAAUCGGUAUUGAAGCCAAUGAAGAACUGAGGUCCAUAUUCAAGAGAGAUGUCCAUCUAAUUCUCCAAGUUAGAGUCGCGAAAAAGAGAAAUGCUUGA
Molecule: messenger RNA, 1368 nt
Organism: Miscanthus lutarioriparius
Lineage: Eukaryota; Viridiplantae; Streptophyta; Magnoliopsida; Poales; Poaceae
Source: the annotation of a GenBank genome assembly